Molecule: messenger RNA, 1152 nt
Organism: Hibiscus syriacus
Lineage: Eukaryota; Viridiplantae; Streptophyta; Magnoliopsida; Malvales; Malvaceae
Product: soluble inorganic pyrophosphatase 6, chloroplastic-like
Exons: 6
Coding region: 403-990 (195 amino acids)
Biological process (GO): phosphate-containing compound metabolic process
Cellular component (GO): cytoplasm
Molecular function (GO): inorganic diphosphate phosphatase activity; magnesium ion binding
Source: RefSeq, a predicted model, not a curated record
ACCGAACUCCCAACCAAUCCUUCACUGAUCGAGUGUCCAGUGUCCACCACCAAAAAAAAAAGUAACCAUGGCAGCAACAACCAGAGCCGCCUUUGGCAGCAACGCCACCGCCGCAGCCUCUUCCCGCAUCCUCCUCAAAACGCCCUUCGAUUUGAAACGCGGCAUCAACGCUCUUAGCUUCAACGAUGGCAGACGAUUGUCGGAAAGAUUAUUUUACUGCAAUGCCAUUUAUAACCCUCAGGUUCAGAUAAAGCGAGAAGGUCAACCCGAGACCCUCGACUAUAGAGUCUUCUUCGAAAAUACUUCCGGCAAGAAGAUUUCUCUUUGCAUGACAUUCCAUUCCAAUUGGGAGAUGGUGUUUUUAACUUCAUUGUUGAGAUACCCAAAGAAUCAAGCGCAAAAAUGGAGGUUGCUACUGAUGAGCUAUACACUCCCAUUAAGCAGGAUACAAAGAAGGGAAAGCUUCGAUAUUACCCCUAUAAUAUAAACUGGAAUUAUGGAUUGCUUCUACAAACAUGGGAAGAUCCAUCUUUUGCGAACUCUGAAGUUGAGGGAGCAUUUGGUGAUAAUGACCCUAUUGAUUUUGUGGAGAUUGGUGAUGCCCGGGGAGAGAUUGGUGAAAUUCUGAAGGUUAAGCCCUUGGCUGCUUUAGCCAUGAUCGAUGAAGGGGAACUUGACUGGAAAAUAGUUACCAUGGCUUCUCUUGUGAAUGAUGUCGAUGAUGUCGAGAAGCAUUUCCCGGGGACUCUGAUUGCAAUUAGAAAUUGGUUUAGAGACUACAAGAUCCCUGAUGAAAAACCAGCUAACAAGUUUGGUCUUGGCAACGAGGUAGCAAGCAGGGAAUAUGCUCUUAAGGUCAUUACAGAGACUAAUGAGUCUUGGGCUAAACUUGUCAAAAGAUCGAUUCCCGCCGGAGAACUUUUCGCUCGUAUAACUACUACCCGGAACAUUAGAGGCUAUGCUUUCAAAUUUAAACUUCACAAAAAAUGAGUUUUUCGCCUUUGGAAAGCAUGUCUUGGUAAUCAUAUGACUUCAAUACCAAUGAAUUUCUAUCUGCUUAUCAUUUGAACACAUCAGAAUUCUUUUUUUAUGAAAACCGGGACUGGAUUUCACAUUCAUAUGGUUGUUCUGUUGUGGAUAAGUUCUAGCAGU